Messenger RNA from Peromyscus californicus insignis, 252 nucleotides. It is a transcript of the gene Wfdc9, whose product is annotated as WAP four-disulfide core domain 9. The transcript is spliced from 3 exons. The record is from RefSeq and is a predicted model, not a curated record. The coding region runs from base 1 to 252 and encodes 83 amino acids. Lineage: Eukaryota; Metazoa; Chordata; Mammalia; Rodentia; Cricetidae.
AUGAGGCUCCGGACGCUCCUCCUCACUGUGUCCAUCCACGGGAUUGUGAUGUUUCUGCAUGUUCUGGGAAGACUCAAGGAUAACGUCAAAGAAAUCAACCAGUGCUGGGUACAGCCUCCAAAAACAUUCUGUGGAUCAAGGUGCACGAGGGUGCUGAGAUGUUUGAGACCAAACCAAACGUGCUGCUGGACGUACUGUGGAAACAUCUGCUUGGACAAUGAAGAACCCUUUAAAACCCUGAUGAAACUCUAG